AUGGGAUAUUCAGUGGAACAAAUUAAUAAUAAUCCUUGGCUUGGAGUUCAAGAUAUAGUCGGUGAUGCAAAAUUAUGGCCUAAAUUUAUCAGAAAAAUAUCUAUUGGGCUUGAAUUUUAUUUGGCCAAAUCGUCACUGAACCAUUGUGUAAGACAUGUUGUUAAAGCUCUUUAUGAUAUAGGAAGUAAUUUUAUCAAAUGGCCAUCUGUGGAUCGCAUAAAUGUUAUAAUGGAGAAGUUUGCAAGAAUAGCUGAUCAACAAAAUGUUAUUGGUGCUAUUGACUGUACACAUAUUGAAAUUCCAGCACCAUAUAUAAAUGCUCAAUCUUAUCUGACAAGAAAAUACAGACAUGCAGUUACACUUCAAGCUGUAUGUGAUACAGACCCAUAUUAUUUCAUUGAUUGCUUUGCUAGAUAUCUUGGGUCAGUAAGUGAUAUUAGAAUUUUCAGAAAUUCUGAUUUGUGGCAGGCUAUUCAUAGAAAUCGUCGCUUAUUCUUUCCAAACGAGGAAUUUAUUAUAGGGGAUAAAGCUUGUCCCUUACUGAGUUGGUGCUUAAUAUCUUUUAAAGAUAAUGGCCAUUUGACACAAGUCGAAAACAAUUUUAAUCAUAUAUUAUGUCAAACCAGACAAACAAUUGAGCGAGCAUUCGCAUUAUUGAAAGGCCGCUUUAGAUGCUUAACCGUUUGA
Harpegnathos saltator (Jerdon's jumping ant) is the source of this 687-nucleotide messenger RNA. RefSeq names its product putative nuclease HARBI1. The coding region runs from base 1 to 687 and encodes 228 amino acids. The record is from RefSeq and is a predicted model, not a curated record. Lineage: Eukaryota; Metazoa; Arthropoda; Insecta; Hymenoptera; Formicidae. The transcript has 4 exons.